AUGCCACAACUCGGGCGAGGUCGUUUGGUCGAGUUAUUCGCGUCUUGGUGCAACAACCUCGCGCCCGUGUGGGAGAAAGUCGUGACGGCGCUAAAGGGAAUCGUGACUGCUGCCGCGGUGGACUACGACGCGAACCCGUCCCUCGCGCAAGAGUACGGCGUGCAGGGCAUUCCCACCAUUAAGGUGUUCGCGCCGCACCUCAAGACGCCCGCGGACUACGAGGGCCAGCUUGACACCAAGGCUAUCGUGGACUUCGCGCUCUCGCAGGUUUGGUAUGUGUGGGCAGAGGCAGGGGCACAACCAGCUUUGAGGCGCCCCAAAAUUCCCUUCCUUCCCCGCCCUCCUCGUCUCUCCCCCCACCCUCUGACCCUGUGUCUCACAUGCGUUCGCAGGUAUGUGUGGGCGGAGGCAGGGGCACAGCCGGCUCUGGAGAAGGCUCUAGGCAUGGGCGGUUAUGGAUACCCGGCUCUCAUCGCCCUCAACGCCAAGAGGCAGCGGUUCAGCCCUUUCAAAAGCGCCUUCGAGCAGGAGCACCUGAGUGAGUUUGUGCGUCUGGCAGCCCGGGGUGGGCGGGGCAUAGAGCCCGUGGAGAGCAUUCCAGAGGCGGAGAGCAGGGAGCCAUGGGACGGCAAGGAUGGGCAGGUGGUGGAGGAGGAGUUUAGCCUGGAGGACCUUAUGGGAGAUGACUCACCGGCCGCUGCUGCUGCUGCUGCUGACGAGCUCUAG
Closterium sp. Naga37s-1 is the source of this 726-nucleotide messenger RNA. Lineage: Eukaryota; Viridiplantae; Streptophyta; Zygnematophyceae; Desmidiales; Closteriaceae. The record is from the annotation of a GenBank genome assembly.